Molecule: messenger RNA, 2361 nt
Organism: Zootoca vivipara (common lizard)
Lineage: Eukaryota; Metazoa; Chordata; Lepidosauria; Squamata; Lacertidae
Gene: PANX3
Product: pannexin 3
Biological process (GO): positive regulation of interleukin-1 production; monoatomic cation transport; cell-cell signaling
Cellular component (GO): plasma membrane
Molecular function (GO): wide pore channel activity
Source: RefSeq, a predicted model, not a curated record
GCUAACCCCGAAAGCCCACCCCUGCGUGUUCCUGGAUGUCAAACCAAAUCCACAGCCCCACAUUCCUGCAGAUGCUUGCUGGAAAUAACAUCUGUUUAUGAGAGAGGGAUGUAAAACCACAAGGACCCAGCCUUGCCUUGCUAUGCCUGUGGUAGAUGGAGGUACAUGGUGUUCCCAGCAGUCGCAACGCUCCUCUGCUUCUUGCGCUAUUUCUGGGGCCGGCAGCAGUCGCUGCUUUGUAAGAAACCGGGUUGCCUUGUAAUUACCGUUCCCUUUCGCAAACAUCCAAGGCUGUCAUUUGCAGCUGUCCGGUGCUUAAUUCUCUGCAAAUAAAGCUUUCAGUUUGGCAAGCGCAAACGUCGAGCUUUUAGAUGCCGUUGGUGAGCAGUGUGGUAGCAGCAGCUGCCUCUUCUCCUCUUGCCUGUGCUUGGCCCAUCCAAAACGUACCAUGUCGAUUGCACACACUGCGGGCGAGUAUAUGCUCUCGGAUGCUUUGCUUCCGGAUCCGAAUGGCUCCAGGGCAAAGGGGCUUCGCUUGGAGCUAUCGUGUGACCGCAUUGUGAAGUUUGUCACUGUGGGGCUGCCCCUCCUGCUCGUGUCCCUGUCAUUUGCACGGGAAUUUUCGUCGGGCUCCCAGAUCAGUUGCUUCUCUCCUGCCAACUUCACAGGGAAGCAAUCGGCCUACGUUGACGCUGUGUGCUGGGACUCCUUGCUUCACUAUGACUACGAUACUAUGGGAGACUCUCGAUCCAGAUCCCUCUGGGUCCUCAAGGUCUUCCCAUAUUCCUUGCUGGUGAUUGCCGUCGCCAUGUACCUGCCUUCUCUGCUCUGGAGAUAUGCGGCUGCCUCGUCGCUGAACUGCGACCUGCUCUUCAUCAUCGAUGAGCUGGAUAAAUCCUACAACCGGUCCAUCCGCUUAGUGCAACACAUGGUGAAACUACAACAGUCUGGUACCGACCCAGAAGAGCUAUGGGAGGAAUAUGACAAGGCUCGCAGGGAACGCUAUUUUGAAUUCCCAUUACUGGAGAGGUACCUCACUUGCAAGCAGCGCUCCUACUACCUCGUUGGGGUUUACGUGCUACGGAACCUCCUCCUCCUCUUCCUCCUCGCUGCCACCUGCUUCUACUUGGGCUACUUCCAUGUGGGCGUCUUUUUCCAAGAUGAGUUCAGCUGCACCAUCAAAGUGGGCCUGCUAAGAGAUGAGCUUCACAUCCCAGGCUCGGUCCCUUGCAAGCUCGUCUUCUUCACCGUCUUCCAGGUGACCAGCAUCUGCAUCGGGUGCGUGUAUGUCCUUCUGGGGCCCAUCGUCAUCUACCACCUGCUCCAGCUGUGCCAGUGGGACAAGCGACUCCUAUCCAUCUAUGAGAUGCUGCCGGCUUUUGACCUCCUCAGCAGGAAGAUGCUGACCUGCCCUCUGAACGACCUGAACAUCAUUUUGCUGUUCCUGCGUGCCAACAUCUCGGAGGUCAAGUCCUUCAGCAGGCUGAGCGUGCUGUGCACUCUGAGGGAUGUCAGGGCGGAUAAGGAAGACAUUGACACUGUAGUGGAUUUUAUGACCCUCUUGGCUGGUCUGGAGAUGUCGAAGCCUAAGCACAAUCUCUGUGCCAAUGGAAACUCGGCUCAUCCCAACAGUGAAAUUAUUGAAAUGAAGCCUGCCUUGGAAUCUAAAGAAGAUUGACACGCCCAACCGGCAGCGGACUAUAGACAGGGCAGCAAACAGCAGAGGAAACGGGACUGAUGAACAGUGCUAGAACACAAAGACAGCCGGUGCCCCAAUAAUAAUAAUAAUAAUAAUAAUAAUAAUAAUAAUAAUAAUAAUAAUUUAUUAUUUAUACCCCGCCCAUCUGGCUGGGCCUCCCCAGCCACUCUAUGUACAGCAUCCUAUGUACACCCAUCCUAUGUACAGCAAUGUGCUGUGUGCUUUCAUCACGAUUCUAAGUUGUAUCAUGUUUUCCUGGUACAGGACUGCACCAUCCUAAGUGCUUGCUUGCUUAUUGGGUACAAUGUCCAUAGAAUUGAAUACUUGGAAUACGAUUCUUGCACGCUGGCUAUUGGUUGCUGGCAAAUGUCUUUGUAUUGUUUGAGGCUUAAUGUACUCAUAGGAUUAGGCUGCCAGUUGCUCUGGCAGAAUCCUGGGCCUUUUAAGUGGCACUGCAGACAGAUCGAACUUCUCCACCAUGGCAAGUGUGAUUCACCUGUUUAAUAUCUGUACAAACCUGCUGAAGGUGCAACGGCCUUUUCAUGAAAAAUUUUUAGUGGCUUUCUUAUGUUGUAUGCUAAUGUUCACCUUACCUACAGCCCCUUUGUCUUCCUUGCUGUGUUCAUUCUGCAAACUAAUCAUUAAAUUUAAUGUCACACUGA